Molecule: messenger RNA, 1641 nt
Organism: Trichoderma aggressivum f. europaeum
Lineage: Eukaryota; Fungi; Ascomycota; Sordariomycetes; Hypocreales; Hypocreaceae
Exons: 1
Coding region: 1-1641 (546 amino acids)
Molecular function (GO): protein binding
Source: RefSeq, a predicted model, not a curated record
AUGACACUGGAAGAAUUAAAGACGGCCGUCUCUCUCUUGUGCAAUACGCCGGUUGAUAGCACUACGAUCAUGCGUGAUCAGAUAGCAUCCUGUGGACCUAUCCUCCAAUCUUCCGAAGAACAAGACACCUGUAGUCUUGUCCACCAAUCAGCGAGGGACUACUUAUUGCGGGAAGAGGCCGACAGCGAUCCAAUACUUGAGGAGUUUCGAAUCGAAGCGAAAGAGGCGCAUACUAGUCUAGUAAGAAUAUGUCUUGCUUGCAUUGAGAACAGCGACCUCUGCCAUAGACCUCUGGAUAUCACGGAUGCAUCAGUUUUGAAGAAAUCGCCUCUAUUAGGCUACGCAGUAAAACACUGGCCAGAACAUGCAAAGCAUGCAGACGAAGAUUUCGACUUCUCAAGGACUUUCUUCCAAAAGAAAGAUGAUGCGCGGGUGCACUGGUGGCGAGCUUACGGAAAUGGCUCCGAAUGGCACAGGCAUGAGAUUGGUACUCGACCCCUGUACAUUGCUUCGUAUCUCGGGAUCAAUUCAUUGGUCCGAGAGAUUCUUCAGGCAAACGCGUGGCGUACCGGUCUCGAGUUCCGAAAAUAUGUUAACCAGAGAAACGAGUAUGGCAUGACGCCACUGAUCUUGGCCGCCGGCGAGGGUCAUCAUUCCGUGGUGCAGCUUCUUCUCGCAAACGGCGCCGAUGUUGACUUUCUCUCAGAACCCGCCUAUUGGGUUUCUACGGCGCUAGAAGCUGCCGCUGAAAGAGGGCAUACAAGUGUCGUACAGCUGCUUCUUGCCGCCGGCGCCAAUCCAGAGCUUCCAGGUAACGAUAUGGCGCUGCAUCGAGCUGCAGAAAUCGGCCACGCGGCUAUAGUCCAGUUGCUGCUUGACAAAGGCAUCGAUGUUAACGCAACUACAUGUACUAGCCGCAUCCUUGCAAUCUGGAAGACCCCGCUAAUUCUAGCUGCUGGCAAUGGUCACGAAGCUAUAGUACGGCUGCUACUCAAUAAUGGUGUCGAUGUCAACAUGAAAGAUGAAUUUGGGAAUACAGCGCUGCAAUUUGCUGCGCGUAACGGCCACGAGGCCAUAGUACAGCUGUUGCUCGAAACUGGCGCCGAUGUUAAUACACGCGCGACAGCCCUAAGUAAAGCUGUUGACAAAGGCCACGAAGCCAUAGUACGGCUACUGCUUGCAAAUGAUGUUGAUGCUAAACUUGAAGACAAGGCACUGCGCCGGGCUGCGUGGGGCGGCAACGAGGCCAUGGUGAGAUUCCUGCUCGCAAAUAGCGCCCAUGCUGAUAUAAAAGGUACAUGUAGCAUGGCGUUAAUCCGGGCUGCUGAGAGAGGGCAUGAACAUAUUCUCCGGAUUCUGCUCGAGAAAGGCGCUGAUAUAAACGCAAGGCAUACACAUCAUGGCAUCUGGUACACGGCGUUGGAGAUGGCUGCCCGCCAAGGUCGCACUACUACAGUCCAAUUUUUACUUGCAAAUGGUGCUCGGAACAUAAGCACAAAGGAUGCAGAGAAGCCCAGCAGAACCGCACUGGAAUGGGCCGUUCGAGGAGAGCAUGAGGACAUAGUGCAACUGCUUUAUAGACAGCGUCAGUCACUAAGAUUUAGCCAAGGCAUUGAGGUUGGCUAUGUGGGGAGGGUAUAG